Camellia sinensis is the source of this 791-nucleotide messenger RNA. NCBI's taxonomy places the organism in Eukaryota, Viridiplantae, Streptophyta, Magnoliopsida, Ericales, Theaceae. The record is from RefSeq and is a predicted model, not a curated record.
GCCUAUUGAGAUGUGGAAAAAGUUGCAGACUGAGGUGGACCAACUACUUGAGACCAGACAUUAAGAGAGGGAAUUUCAGUAAAGGAGAAGAGGAUACAAUCAUCAACUUACACGAAAUGCUUGGGAAUAGAUGGUCUGCAAUCGCAGCAAGAUUACCGGGUCGGACCGACAAUGAGAUUAAAAAUGUUUGGCACACCCACUUGAAGAAAAGGCUCAAAAAUUAUCAAAGCACCUCCAACACCAAAGGACAAACAGUGACAGAGCCCAAAUGUGAUUCCAAUGCCUCAAGUGAAUCCAACACCAUGAAUUCGGGUUUUGAGAGUUCUGAGUAUGCAUCAGCUUCCCCACAAGAUUCUUCUAGUGAACUCUCAUCGGUCACAGACUUACCUGGCUUACCAAACAACGUAGUCAUUAAGGACAAAUCAAUGGACACAUCUGAGACAUUUCCUCAAAUUGAUGAAAGUUUUUGGUCCGAAGAAUUAUCAACCGGCAAUUCCACCAUGCAAUCGGACUUUGCUGGUUUCGCCGAGGAGUUACAAUUUCAAUUUCCAUUAUCUUCAUCAAUGACUGCUUCUAUUGGUACAAUGGAACAUGUCAAUGAGUACAACUUCAAUAUUGAUGAUGACAUGGAGUUUUGGUAUAACCUUCUCAUUAAAGCUGGUGGUUUACCAGAAUUAUCAGAAAUCUGAGCAGUAUUUUUCUUUGUAUUAAAUGUAGCAAAUAUUAGAAAAUUUGAAUAUUCUUGAUACAUUUGACCGUUAAAGAGGAGUUGAGAUCCUCCCCUUGCGCUC